Messenger RNA from Xylaria bambusicola, 2107 nucleotides. RefSeq lists its product as uncharacterized. The record is from RefSeq and is a predicted model, not a curated record. The transcript has 4 exons. The coding region runs from base 389 to 1792 and encodes 467 amino acids. NCBI's taxonomy places the organism in Eukaryota, Fungi, Ascomycota, Sordariomycetes, Xylariales, Xylariaceae.
AGUGCAGUACGUCUACAAAGUUUCUUGCUGCUAGAGUAGGCAUAUCACAGAAACUCCAAAUCACCUUGAAUGUGCAUGGAAAGCUGGCAUUAUAUCAGCUCGACAAGUGAACUAGGCAUGCAAACUAGAAGCUAGCUACAUACAGACUUGAGCUGAUGGUGGCGAUGGGGCGAGGUUAUUGGUAGGCUUUUUCUGUCACAACUCUGAGAUAGUCGGUAUAUCUGUUGUCGUCUGUUUUGCGUUACAUAGCUUUGGGAGUGGUGUUCAUAAUGGUGAUAUAUAAACUAUAUGAACCUCGAGAGAGAAUUGCUUCCUAUUCAUAGUUCACAUAAUUAUAACCUCCCCACCGUCCCAUACAUCUCAUUUCUUCGGCCUCAGCUACCUGAAAAUGAUAAUCCCUAACCAAGAUUUCUCUGAAAAUCGCCUUCAGUUUGAUUAUGAUGGACUGAAUGGGGACCUAAAACGACUGUCAAUAGACUUCGGUGAUAACCUGAAACUUCAGGCUCUUGGAAGUUACUCAGAGGAUUACGAAUCUAUGUACAAAUCCACCAUGAAAAGUGGAAUUGAAUCGCUAAUGGGGGCUACCUCUAUUGCCAACAGCGUGGCAUGGGAAGAUGCCAUGGCUUAUGCGAGAGAAGUUAUUCUUGCACCUAAGGACAGUGAAGAGAGAGCGUCAUCUCCGUGGACGCGGUCUUGCUCUGAACUCCACAAGGAGCUCCUGACGCGGUUUGGUCCCGAAACUCUUGAGGCCGCCGAAACGGGUACGGCUUCUAUCAUCAAUAACUAUUACAACGGCGAUAGGCUUUCGAUUCACCACGUCAACAAGAAAGCUAGCUAUUUACGCCAUCGUCACGAUGCCAAGGUCGGAGCUGGAUUCUAUCCGCAGUCGAGUGCCCUCGCUGCUACCUGUUACCAGAGCGCAGCACUCCCUUGCUCCAUAGCAAUGUCUUGGUUUCUUCCCAUCGAAAAGGCAGUCAAAGCAGCGUAUAUCUCCCAUCUGUCCGUCUGUGAUGAUCUUGGAAGCUUCACAGGAGACGACUAUGACGUCCGAAUGCGCAUGGUUGCCAUAGCAGCCGGCGUGGCUCACCAAUUUGGUGGGAGAGCCCUUAAUGUUUUCGUAGAUGGGACAGCCAAGCAAGCAGUCGGCGCCGUCCUUGGGGUGCUGCGACCCAUCGAGGCAGCUAUGGCUUGGAGGACAGUGAAUGGAUGCGGCACGAUUUAUAGCAAGUACAAUUUCGGUGAAUGCGAUCUCGACGUCGGGUUGGUUGCUCCCGUCGUGAUGAUGGCUACACACGACCUACUUGACUGGAGAUGCGAUGUUGCCGCUGGUAAUCAUGAGAAUGCUCUCUCAGCUGUUCAUGGGUUCGGCAUCGCGUCGCCGUUCCAUGCCUUCUUGGAGACUAUGCUGAAGGAGGUUCUCACCCAUCCUCGCUCGGGCUUAUACGGCAUUGCGGGGGUUCUGUACAUGCAUUUUACCAUCGGGCGCUAUGGUGCAUGGGAAUACCACGGCGAACAUAAACCGGGCUGUGAGCAAUGUGUGCGGCUUUUACACAGAGCUACGAAGGCUGCGGGUCUUGUUUGGGCGCCGAAGCCUCCGCCGAGCAGCUAUGCCGAAGGUGACCAAGCACGAGAAUGGGGUAGACUUUGGGCGGAUCAUUUCACUGACGACGGUUCAUUGGUACAAGAAGUGGUCGGGUGGUUCCAGCACCUGAUCAAGUCAGGUGAAAUUUGGCUGUUCGAUGUGUUGGCCGAGGGAACACAGCGUGUAGAUGCAGAUGUAGAUUGGGCAUGAUGUUAUAGUGGAAUUGCAAGGACGCGUGGUUUGGUCUGGAACUAUGCUGAGCCGUAGACUGUAAACUUUUCGGGAAUACCAGGCACGAAUGCGUGUGACGAUGCUCAUAGUCUUACCUAGAGGCCUAGAGAUAUUGCACAGCACCCGAAUUCGGAUUCUAGACUUUCUGCCACCCCUUCUACCUUGUAAUAAAGAACAAACUGACUAGCCGACCCAUCCUGCCCUUUCGAAGGUCAAAACAAGGAUGAACAGUGCUAUCGCUCUCCAUAACCACGAGGGGCUUACUAUAACCAUUGACUUAUAUACCAGUCUACC